AUGAACGGCGUUUUAUAUUAUUUGGCUUGGACUGACUCGUAUACUUGCGUGCUUGUGAGUUUCGACGCGAGGUCAGAGGAGUUUGAAAUGUUGCAAGUUCCUCGCAAGGCAGGGGAUGUGAUCAUUGCUUCGAAGAUCAUAGCAGAGGAAAUAAAAGGGAGAAACCAACUUAAUCGGGAGUGGAGAGAAGCUUUUGCUAAUGAGUCAGCAUAA
Molecule: messenger RNA, 213 nt
Organism: Microthlaspi erraticum
Lineage: Eukaryota; Viridiplantae; Streptophyta; Magnoliopsida; Brassicales; Brassicaceae
Source: the annotation of a GenBank genome assembly